Messenger RNA from Achroia grisella, 1551 nucleotides. Its product is annotated as PAT complex subunit CCDC47. Gene Ontology annotation, biological process: endoplasmic reticulum calcium ion homeostasis. Gene Ontology annotation, cellular component: endoplasmic reticulum. Gene Ontology annotation, molecular function: calcium ion binding. NCBI's taxonomy places the organism in Eukaryota, Metazoa, Arthropoda, Insecta, Lepidoptera, Pyralidae. The record is from RefSeq and is a predicted model, not a curated record. The coding region runs from base 138 to 1523 and encodes 461 amino acids. The transcript is spliced from 11 exons.
ACAAUUCUGUCAUUCUAUGGAUAUGAUGACUCGAAAGUCAGCAAAUUGUUUUUAAUAAAAGGAAAGAUAUUGUAAUUAAUAAGUGAAUGAAGCAAUUAUUUAUAGUUAAUUAUUUGUAAAAUAAAACCAGAGCCAGCAUGCGUCUUGUGCUGUUACCAGUGGCACUGCUUCUGUGUGGUGCAUACACAAUAAAAGCAUAUGAGGACAGUACAUUGGAGGAUGAUGAUUUCGCAGAAUUUGAACAGUUUGAUCCUGAUGAAGACGGUCCAUUGAUAGAUUUCCAUGAAGUAGCCAAAGAUGAUAUACUGCGUACACCCAAAGAUAAUUUUGUGCCAGAUACUGAUAUAGAGGAUGAAAUACUGGUUGAGGAUGAAGAUAAUGAAUUUGAGCACUUCCAAGAUCCAGAGGAGUUUGAAGGAUUCCAGGACAAUGUGCCACGAGCAGCUGAAGCGCCAAAGAUUACAAUUUCGAAGGUUCCUAUAGUAAUGCGACCGCAAUGGGACGCAUACUGGUUGGAGGGCAUUCUGUGUUGUGCGCUGGCGGCGUACGCACUUGCGUAUGCGUUCGGACGCGCCAAGAACACAUCUAUUGCAGUCAACUUCUUGAAGUUGCAUAAACCAUUAUUAGAUGAUAAUUUUACAUUAGUUGGGGAGUCUGGCGCGGAUGUUGUAUCAGCGGAAGGUAGUGGGUGGCGACGGGAGGCAGAGCACUGUUUCACCAUGUGGUGCAGCGGCCGCCUCUGCUGCGAAGGCAUGCUACUAACACUCAAACUCAUCAAGCGUCAAGAUCUGGUGCACGUGGCACUAGGUGUGGUGAGACCCACGACAGACACGCUCCUUGUGAAGGUGGAACUCGGUAAAGACGACAGCGAUCCCUUCGUACUUUGCGUGGCGCAGAAGAAGAUUGCCAGCAAACUCGCCAAGGAGAUGCAGGAUCUGAGCGUGUUCUGCCCGGAGCGGCGGGCGGGCGACAAGCACGGGCUGCCGCCGUCGCUGGCCGUGCUGUCGGAGUGCGCGGAGGCGACCGGUGCGGUGCUCGACGCGCGCGUCACUGCGGCGCUCACGCAGUACGCCCGACAUCUGCAGUUUAUACACGUGUCCGACCGGUACGCCGGGCCCAAGCAGAUCGAAGAGACGGCUGUGACGAAGCCCCCCGAGACGGAGCGCGUGAUACUGGUGAGCCUGGCGCUCGGACCCGACGGCGGCGGCGACGAAGUCCGCCCCUUGUUACUACUCGUCUUCCAUUUACUUGAGAAGAUCAAGCGUUUGCGGUUGAGUAAAGAGGCGCUAGCGAAGUGUGAGAAGCGACGGCAAAAGGUGGCCGAGGCGUGGCUGCGUGGUGCUCACGCCGCUCGCCAGGAGCAAGCCGCACAGAGACGAGAGGAAAAGAGAAAGCAGGAGAAGGAACGCAUCCUAGCGGAGGACGACCCUGAAAAACAACGUCGCUGGGAACUCAAGGAACAAAAGCGCGAGAAAAAACGCAAAACUCCUAAAAUGAAGCAACUCAAAGUGAAAGCAAUGUGACCACCUAGAGAUUACUUCAGACAUCAAA